Postia placenta MAD-698-R-SB12 is the source of this 1056-nucleotide messenger RNA. RefSeq lists its product as hypothetical. Bases 1 to 1056 code for a protein of 351 amino acids. The transcript is spliced from 5 exons. Gene Ontology annotation, cellular component: cytoplasm. The record is from RefSeq and is a predicted model, not a curated record. Lineage: Eukaryota; Fungi; Basidiomycota; Agaricomycetes; Polyporales; Adustoporiaceae.
AUGCCAGCCAACACUUAUCCCACUCGCCAGCUAGGUGCUAACGGCCCUAAAGUCAGCGCGCUCGGGUUCGGAGCGAUGAGCUUCGGAACGUGGUACGGCAAGGCAGACGAGGAAGAGGCCUCGCGCACCCUCACGUACGCCGCCGACCGCGGCAUCACCUUCUGGGACACAUCCGACGCAUACGAGGCCAGUGAAGCGACGAUUGGCAAGUGGUUCGCGAAGACGGGCAGGCGCAAGGAGAUCUUCCUCGCGACAAAGGUCGGCGCGUGCGACCUGCGCCCCGAGGCGCCGUCGCCGUGGGCGCCGAACAGCAAGCCGUCGUACGUGCGGCAGCAGAUUGAGAACUCGUUCAAAGCGCUGCAGACCGACUACAUCGACUUGUACUACCAGCACCGCGUCGACCCGGAGGUCCCGAUUGAGGUCGUGCUGGAGACCUUCCGACCGUACGUCGAGAGUGGGAAGAUCAAAUGGCUCGGCCUGAGCGAGUGCAGCGUCAACGUUCUGAAGAGGGCCAAGGCUGUCCCUGGUGUCGGAGAGAAGGUCAUUGUUUGCCAGAUGGAAUACAGUCCCUUCACGCUAGACCUCGAGACGAACGGGUUCGCCAAAGCUGCGCAUGAACUUGGCGUUGGGAUUGUCGCAUACUCGCCUUUGGGCCGAGGAAUAAUGACUGGGCAGAUCAAAUCGCCCAAGGACCUCGAUAAGAAUGACCUCAGACUGCAAAUGCCGCGUUUCCAGGAAGCGAAUUUUUCCAAGAAUCUUGCCCUCGUAGACGCCUUCCGGGGCGUCGCGGACAAGUAUGGCGCGACGCCCGGGCAGAUCGCACUCGCUUGGAUCCUCGCGGUGCAUCCGGACUUUGUGCCUAUUCCGGGAACGAAGAGCGUGAAGCGGCUUGAGGAGAACGCGAAGGCGGCGGAGAUCGUGCUCAAGGAGGAGGACGUGAAGGCGCUGCGCGAGGCGGUAGAUGGCGCGGACGUGAAGGGUGAGCGAUACCCGGCGGAGUACCAGGCUCUCAUGCAGGAUGAGUGCAUCGAGCUGAGUGAGUGGAAGGGCGAAUAA